AUGUCACAAUACGGAGUAAUUGCAAAGGGAACGGUUGCUUUUAUUUCAUUAGCAAUUCUUUUAUGCAUCGUACUGCCUAUGCUGUUUCUAAGAAGGAUAAAAUCAAACGAAAGGAAAUAUUUUUUAUCGUGGGUGUGUAUGUAUAUAUCACAAAUGAAUCCAAUGAUAAGUCCAAUGAGGAUUAUGCACAAGCAGGAAGGACACACCGUAGAGAAGGUGAAACAGGCAGUGCAACAAAAGGUUUUAUAA
Theileria orientalis strain Shintoku is the source of this 249-nucleotide messenger RNA. RefSeq lists its product as hypothetical. Gene Ontology annotation, cellular component: proton-transporting V-type ATPase, V0 domain. Gene Ontology annotation, biological process: proton transmembrane transport. NCBI's taxonomy places the organism in Eukaryota, Apicomplexa, Aconoidasida, Piroplasmida, Theileriidae. Bases 1 to 249 code for a protein of 82 amino acids. The transcript has 2 exons. The record is from RefSeq and is a predicted model, not a curated record. Gene Ontology annotation, molecular function: proton-transporting ATPase activity, rotational mechanism.